Molecule: messenger RNA, 3280 nt
Organism: Astyanax mexicanus (Mexican tetra)
Lineage: Eukaryota; Metazoa; Chordata; Actinopteri; Characiformes; Acestrorhamphidae
Gene: slc35e1
Product: solute carrier family 35 member E1
Exons: 6
Coding region: 60-1184 (374 amino acids)
Cellular component (GO): Golgi apparatus
Molecular function (GO): antiporter activity
Source: RefSeq, a predicted model, not a curated record
UUACGAAGUUUGAGCUCCACGUAUGAAGCUGCAGCCGCCGGUGAGCCGACACUGGGAAGAUGGCUGCGGUGGAGCGUCCGCCCGUGAAGGAGGGAGUGCGGAUCGCUCUCCUGUGCCUGUGCUGGUACACCGUCAGCUCCGGCGGGAACGUCAUUAACAAGAUCAUCCUGAACAGCUUCCCGUACCCGGUCACCGUUUCUCUCUUCCACAUCAUGUCUAUCGUCCUGUUUCUGCCGCCGCUGCUGCGAGCCUGGGGAGUCCCUAAGUCUGAAGUACCUGGGAGAUACUACCGGUGGUACAUCCUUCCGCUCGCUUUCGGGAAAUAUUUUGCCUCUGUUUCGGCUCACUUCAGCAUAUGGAAGGUGCCCGUGUCCUACGCUCACACUGUGAAAGCCACCAUGCCAAUAUGGGUUGUGUUGUUGUCACGGAUAAUUAUGAAAGAGAAGCAAACCACAAAGGUCUAUGUGUCCCUUAUACCGAUCAUAGGUGGGGUCUUAUUGGCUACAGUAACCGAACUCUCUUUUGAUGUCUUGGGACUAGUUAGUGCUCUGGCAGCUACACUUUGCUUUUCAUUGCAAAACAUAUUUUCAAAAAAGGUUUUGCGUGACACAAAAGUCCACCACCUGCGUCUUCUCAACAUCCUUGGCUUCAAUGCAGUUCUGUUCAUGCUUCCCACGUGGAUUUUAGUUGACUUAUCUUCAUUUCUAGUCGACGGAGACUUGUCUGAGGUUUCCAACUGGACUGGAACAUUAGUGCUGCUUGUCAUCAGUGGCUUCUGCAACUUUGCACAAAACAUGAUUGCCUUUAGUGUGUUAAAUCUGGUCAGUCCACUUAGUUAUGCGGUUGCCAAUGCAACCAAAAGAAUCAUGGUCAUCACUAUAUCUUUACUGAUGCUGAGAAACCCAGUCAACCUCUCAAACAUCAUGGGAAUGUUGACAGCCAUCCUGGGUGUCUUUCUGUACAAUAAGGCGAAAUACGAUGCUAACCAGGAGGCCAAGAAGAAACUUCUCCCAGUCUCUGAACAGGAUAUGAUUUCAUUCGACAAACCCCAGUCCAAUGGCUCAGCGUCCUUCAAACAAGUCUCAGACUUUCAAUAUGGCCGGAGUAACGUUCUCAGUGACCACUUUCAGUACAGCCGACAGGCCUACACGAUGAACUACGGCUCCAAUCAGUAUGUUGUAUAAGCUGAAAAACUGAUUAACAAACCUAUUUGAAGGUGAAAUGAGACUUUGUUUUGUGUAGACCUGAAGUAUUGGGGGAAGUAUUUCCCUUCACAUUUCAGGUUUUCUGGGCCAUGUCCUCAUAUUUAUUUCACUCCUGUUGGUUUUGUUUUUAAACGGCGAAUAUUUAAAAAGGAGAGAAGUUUAUUUGAACCAUGUUGGAAUACUUUUAAGUAGAGCAGUGGAUUAGUCCAAAUCAAGGUUUUUGUUUUGCACCAGAACAUUUCAGCAUUAUAAUUAUUAAUUUAUAAUGUCUACUGUCACAAUACUACAAAUCUAUAAGUGGAAUAUCAAGUGAUUGUUGCUCUCAGAGUCCCUUGGAAGAAACAACAGGGAUGUCAGAAGUUGGAAAAUUUUAAUAACUGCCACACACUGGGACUUCAUGCAUUGUCAUUUAAACUUCCUGAUCGUUUUUUUGAAUUCCAAGAUUGGAAUGUUGCUUGUAGUUUGUAAAUAUUUUCAUGUAUUUAUUUUAUAGUUUUUUUUUGAAGUUCUGAGCAAGGCAUAAUCUUGGUUUUAUCAUGAGUGGAAACCUUUAUGAAUGUGUAAUCUUUUUCCCAUGCUCUUUUGUUUAAUCUAGGGAUGCACCGAUGUGGGAAUUCUGGGCUGAUGCAGAUAUCCGAUAUUACAUAUGUACACACCCUGGUUUAAUUUAAUAACUUUAAAACUAAUAAAGAAAUGACUUUAAAGUUUGCCUAAAUCAAUGGAUAUUAAAGUAACACAAACAGUGUCAGUGUUAUUGUAGUAGUGCUGUCCUUUUCUGGCAUACAAUAAAUAUGUCUGCAAAUUUUGUUGUGAAAUAUUGGGCAUACAGAUGUAAUUCCGAUAUCAUCCUGCAUCCCUAGUUUAAUCGGUACUUUCUUGAUGAUCAGUGUUUAACGGUUGGUCUUAGGCCAUUAUCCAGACCCACAUGAAUCAUGGUGUAGUUUGAUUUUGAUGUCAUUAUUCAGGUGGGCUUUAGGUUAUGUAGGGUAAAUGUUUUUUUUUACUGUGUUUUUGAGCCAAAACCAAGUGAUGCUGAUUUGCUGUGCACAUUUUAAAAACAAAAACAUUUUUGUAGCAAUAUAAUUUUUACAUGCUCAGCCCAGACUACUCCUUGAUCGAAUGGACACAACCCCUCAGUAUCAAGUUUGUUUUUCAGAGAAUGUGAUUCAGGUUUCUUCACAAGAAACAUUUUGAAAUGUUUUCCUGUUUUAACCCACUGUCAAAGGAGCAUUCUGGUCUAAAACUGUCAAUUUGUUUCACAGCUUUGCAACUCGAUCAGCUCAUCAGCCUCAUCUGGUUGCCAGAAUGAACUAAUUAGUAGAUUUUCGUGUUAUCAUUCAUCAGUGUUCCCAUUAAACUACCCAGUACACAUUACAUAACAUAGUCAUACAGCCAAAGGGAGUUUCCACAAAUUUCUAAAUACGUUUUAACUAUCAGCCACUUGUACUCCAAAAUAUAGAUGUCAUAUUGGGCUCUCUAGGAGCAACUUCCUCCUGCUUUAACCAGCUAGCAGAAGGAAAACAAAACAUUUCAAAUGCUGCUUUACGGUGUCCAACAAUUAUUAUACAUUUAGAGGUUUUAAAAAGUUACUCCUAUCUUCAUGAUUCAUUAUCAGAAGGGGGUUCCUCAUCUUUACACCUAAAAUCUCUACCGAGGCACCAAUGUAGAAGUUUAGUAGGCAUGUGUAGAAUAGAUUUAAUUUUAACUGGAGCUGUUCCUUAAGUUUCUUUGGUUAUUUAAGAGUAAAAUACUGUGUGGGUUACAGCUAAACAAUUCCCACAAAUGAGUUGGUGUCUAGAACCAGAGCCAAUGGUGUGAAGUUCAUUCAGACAAGUCUGUUAGACAUAAAGAAUUGUGAAUAUUUGUAUAUUUUGUUUGUUUUUUUCUUUCUUUUGUUUUAGAAACUACUGGCAAUAUCUACUGUUUAAAUUGCUUGCCUCAGAACGUUGCCUGUCUAUCAUGGCCUUGUGAUGAAAGGUGCAAUCCAGGAACUGUCCUGUAGUCAAUUAGCUUGUCAUUUGUGUUUAACAGAUGAUUUUAUUCAUUACACAUUUUAUAAUUUUGCUGUUUUUAAA